UCUCUCUCUAAACGAUAAAUAUCUACUCCCAAAAGUUCCCUUUUCUCUUUUCAGAGGUCAUUCUCCCCUUUUUCCUCUCGAUUCAUUAGCUCAGACUCUCAAUUCCUUCCCUCGAUUUCGAGGGUUUUGUUUUAAUUCCUAUUUUCUUUUUAAUUUUCUUUUUUCUUUCUUUAAUUUGCCUCUUCAAUUUCCAAGACCAUAACCAGACCAGAACCCUAAUCUAUCUCAUUCGUCGAUCUGAUUGAAGAUCAAACCCUAGACGAUGAAUCAGCAGCAGCAGCAGAGGUUGAAGCAGCAAGCUCUGAUGCAGCAGAGCCUCAUGCAACAGCAGCAGUCUCUUUACAAUCAUCCCCUCUUGGCCGCUGCUCCUCAGAUAGAACCAAUGUUCCCAAGCGGAAAUCUGCCUCCUGGGUUUGAUUCAAGUUCAUGCCGCAGUGUGUAUGUUGGCAACAUUCAUCUCCAAGUCACUGAAUCUCUUCUUCAAGAAGUCUUCCAAAGCUGCGGUGUCCUAGAAGGAUGCAAGCUAAUCAGGAAAGAUAAGUCAUCCUAUGGAUUUGUUGACUACUAUGACCGUAGAUCAGCUGCACUUGCUAUUAUGACACUUAAUGGGAGGCACUUGUUUGGCCAGCCUAUCAAGGUGAAUUGGGCAUAUGCAAGUAGCCAGAGAGAAGAUACAUCAGGGCACUUUAACAUAUUUGUUGGUGAUCUUAGCCCUGAGAUCACAGACAAUGCCUUGUUUGCUUGCUUUUCUGUAUACCCCAGCUGCUCAGAUGCAAGGGUUAUGUGGGAUCAAAAAACUGGGCGCUCUAGAGGGUUUGGUUUUGUUUCUUUCCGCAGCCAGCAGGAAGCACAAAGUGCCAUCAAUGACUUGAGUGGCAAGUGGCUUGGGAAUCGGCAAAUUCGUUGCAACUGGGCGACAAAAGGUGCUGGCAACGAGGACAAACAAAACUCAGAUGCGAAGAGCAUGGUAGACAUGGCCACUGGAUCAGGAGAUGAUGGUCAAGAGGCUGCAAAUGAUGAUGGCCCAGAGAAUAACCCGCAAUAUACGACUGUUUAUGUUGGUAAUCUUGCUCCUGAGGUUACACAAGCGGAUUUGCACCGCUUCUUUUAUGCACUUGGCGCUGGUCAGCUUGAAGAGGUCCGUGUACAGAGGGAUAAAGGAUUUGGUUUUGUAAGAUAUAGUAAUCAUUCUGAAGCUGCCCUUGCUAUUCAGAUGGGUAAUGCUAAAAUUCUUGGUGGAAAGCCAGUCAAGUGCUCUUGGGGCAGCAAGCCAACUCCGCCUGGAACAGCAUCAACCCCACUUCCCCCUCCUGCUCCAGCUCCUUUUCCUUCUCUCUCUGCAACCGACCUUCUUGCCUAUGAGCGUUCUCUUGCCCUGAGCAAGAUGACCGCUGCCAACCAAGCACUGCUUCAGGCCCAGGGCCCACAUGCUCUCAAGCAAGCCUCCAUGGGUCUUGGCGCUGGAGGCAGUCAAGCAAUCUAUGAUGCUGGGUUUCAGAAUGCUGCAGCAGCUCAGCAACUUAUGUAUUUCCAGUGAUUAAGCUAUAGAAUUAAAUGUUAGUGCGAGUUUUUUUAUUUGAUUUUUACCUUCUAUAAGACACUGUGUUAUCAGUUUGUCUAUUUAGUUUCACCGUGGAGGUUGUAUGGGAUGAAUGUAUGUGUACGUAGAGUUGUAUACUUAUAUUUGUCUCAGCACUGGAGCCAACCAAGCGACCAGCAUUGAGGGGCUCCAGAAUACAUGUCAGCUUGGUGUAUUUCCAGUGAUUUGAGUUAUAGCCAAUGUUUGUUGGAGUUUUAAUUGAUUUUCUUAUUAGAACACAGUAUGCUAUCUAUAUUUUAUCCUUUUGGCUUUGCUUCA
Molecule: messenger RNA, 1858 nt
Organism: Asparagus officinalis (garden asparagus)
Lineage: Eukaryota; Viridiplantae; Streptophyta; Magnoliopsida; Asparagales; Asparagaceae
Product: oligouridylate-binding protein 1-like
Exons: 12
Coding region: 263-1537 (424 amino acids)
Molecular function (GO): mRNA binding
Source: RefSeq, a predicted model, not a curated record